UCAGAUCUAGAUGUUUCUGAUGCUUUCACCAGCAUUCUUAAAAAUGAAGAAAUUUGGUCUAAUAUGUUGUUUGUCAAAACUUUGGCACUGAAUGAUCGUUUUAAUGGAGCUACCACCGAGGAAGAAAUUUUCUCAUACCUCUGGAAUCGUAAUGAGAUUCAGCAUUUGUUAAAUUUGAUAUCACAUAUGGAUAAUCAAUGCAAGACUAAAGAAGCUUCAGAGAAGGCUCGCAACAACGGUAAUGUGUUUUAUAAGUCAAAGCUAAUGAAAAUGGCUUUGUUAAACUACAACAUCAGUAUUCUGACAGCGCCUCAUCCACCGAUUUUAACAAAUGACAAAACUAAAGAUGUUUCUACAGGGGAUUCGAAGAUGGAACCAUACCCUACAGCAACUUUUACUGAUACAAAGGUAGCCUCAGUAAGUGAGAGAACAAGAAUAGACUUGGACAAUAAUUCAGGGAAUGGACAUGAUAAUUACAAAGGAAUAGGAAUAGAGUCCCCUCAUGAGAUAAUUAAGCUACAACAGGCCGUCUUAGCUCUGCAGAAUGAGGUGUCAUUACUUCGUGAACAAGUUGCAAUUAUGAGUGAAGAAAUUGCCAACCUGCAAAAGAAAGUGGCAACAAACGAAGAUCAAGAGCAUUGUACAGCAAGGGAGCUAGAGAACGAAGGUGUAGAUAACACAGAAUAUAGAGAAUUAGCAUUAGGAUAUGCCAACAGGUCUGCUGUGCUGUAUGAACUGCAACAAUAUGAAGAAUGCAUAAGAGAUAUUAAUUUGGCUCUGAAAUACGGGUAUCCUAAAUCUUCCCGAGAGAAAUUGAUGAAAAGGAGAACAAAAUGUGAGGCUGCCAUAAAGACUGGUCCAUAUGAAAGACUUCUAAGCAGCCGCUGCUCAUGUCAAGAAGUGCCUUUAACCAAUACACAGAUCCUGGGCGCAAGUGAAGCGAUUGAUCUCGCUUUCACUCCAGCAAAAGGCAGGCAUUUGGUUGCAAAGACCGACAUCCGUCCAGGUGAAAUUCUGAUGGAUCAUAAAACCUUGGUAGCCAUGCCUUUCAGCAAGCAAAUACUACGUUGCAGCACGUGUAAGAUUCGGUGCUAUGUACCUCUACCCUGCCCAAGUUGUUCUAUGGCCUUCUGCAGCGAAGUUUGUAGGACGCAGGGGCUUGCUGGCGAACAUCAGAAUGAGUGCAUUUUUUCAUUUGAAGAGGACGAAAGCUUCUGUCUCGUGAGAGAACUGAUGAUGAAGACCACUUUUGUCAAACUAAAAGACCUGGUUCCCAAACUCCGCACAGAAAAAGAAACACAACAUCCCUCACGGCUUGGUUUCAACGAGAAUGGUGUUUACGAUCCUUCUGACUACAGAACAUUCUAUCAUCUUCUCACCAAUAAGGAUAACCGUAAAAUUGACUCUCUUUUCAGUGACUGCAUUUUGGCAGUUAUGUUACUCAAAUUAUUGCUUCUCAGUGAAAAGUUCUUCACUAAUGAAGCUGGCAUUCCUUUCACACCAAGUUCUGAAGACCUCAUCUUUACAGGAGGUAUAUUGUUCCAUCACUUCUUAAAUAUAAAUGCAAAUAACGCCACUAUCAUGGAACUCGAGACUACUUCGGGAUCCUCGCUCUUUGCAGCAGAGAAAUCAGGAAGUCUAUUCUCUCCUCUCGUGGCGCUUAUGAAUCAUUCUUGCUACCCAUCGGCCAUGGUGACUACUUGCGGCAACAGGGCAAUUGUGAUAGCCACACGAUCGAUCAAAACUGGAGAAGAGGUGACUUUGUCAUACCUUGGAGACCGUGCUUAUACUCAACCAGAAACCACAAGGAGACAAAAAGUUCUAUGCAACUUCUACUUCCUCUGCCACUGUGUUGCAUGUGAGGGGAAAUGGUCUGAACUUAUCCACGUCAGUUCCAAGAGGACCUUCAAAUGCCUUGCUUGUGGGGGACCAGUCAGUCUUAGGCUCAAGACCUGCAUGGAUUGUGGCUUGGAUUUCCUAAAAUCCAGUGGAGAAAAUGUAUAUGAUCUUGACGAGAUUGGGAAUAAGAUAAGUCAGGGAACCCAAAUCUUAAUGACAAGAUUAUUACAUUAUCCGGCACAUAAGUUGUCUAAGAUAGACCUCAAAAGUCUGAUAUCAGUUAUAGAGAUUUUUGACAAGUAUGUUUACCCACCUGAUGAGGUGCAUGAAGCUGCUCAAAGAAUGCUUGUUGAAUGGUUCACAAUCACGUCAAGACACUACAUAAGAAUGGAAGGUUUUUAA
This is a messenger RNA of Penaeus indicus, 2241 nucleotides long. Its product is annotated as SET and MYND domain-containing protein 4-like. Gene Ontology annotation, cellular component: cytoplasm; nucleus. The transcript has 4 exons. The record is from RefSeq and is a predicted model, not a curated record. Bases 64 to 2241 code for a protein of 725 amino acids. NCBI's taxonomy places the organism in Eukaryota, Metazoa, Arthropoda, Malacostraca, Decapoda, Penaeidae. Gene Ontology annotation, molecular function: histone deacetylase binding.